Heteronotia binoei (common prickly gecko) is the source of this 2068-nucleotide messenger RNA. It is a transcript of the gene LGALS3BP, whose product is annotated as galectin 3 binding protein. Lineage: Eukaryota; Metazoa; Chordata; Lepidosauria; Squamata; Gekkonidae. The record is from RefSeq and is a predicted model, not a curated record. Gene Ontology annotation, molecular function: protein binding. Gene Ontology annotation, cellular component: membrane; extracellular matrix.
GAAAUGUGUUGGAAGAGUGAGUUGGUUGCACAGGACUCUGUCUGGACUGCUAAUGCUCAGUCUGCUUUUGCUGUGGCCAGGCUUAACUGACUCACUGGCUAUCCACAACAGAGAUGUGCGGUUGGUCAAUGGAAACUCCUUCAGUGAGGGCCGUGUGGAGAUCUACUAUGAUGGACAGUGGGGGACAAUAUGUGAUGAUGACUGGGACAUGGCAGAUGCACAUGUUGUCUGCCGCUCUCUGGGCUUCCAAGGUGCCACAGAAGUAAAGACAAGUGCAGCAUUUGGGGAAGGAUCAGGACCCAUGUUAGAUGACGUCAACUGCAUCGGGACAGAGACAUCUCUCACACAGUGUGGUUCUGCAGGAUGGUUCAACAACAACUGUGGACAUGGAGAGGAUGCAGGGGUGGUGUGCAUCAACAGAGCUGUAUACAAUCCUGGGACUUUUCUUUUGAAUCAUUCUGGAAAUUUUGCUGAGGACCUUGGUAAAUUAUAUGACAGCCAGCAAGAUUGCGACAUCAACAUCACAGUCAUUACAGCAGCAAGCAACUCAGAGUCCCGUAGUCGGGUGUGCGCACAUAGCCUGGUUCUCCGUACAAACAGUGAGGCCAGCAUUCUGCUGCAGCAAAAUAAUAACUCAUACAAAUUGCUGGUGGAAGAGGAGUGUUUGCCUAGUGUGAACAGCUUUCUCAGAUACUUCUACUCCAGGCAAAUUGAAAUCACCUUGGAUUCAGUAAAGUGCAUCCACAAGUUGGCUUCAGCCUAUCGGGUGCCAGGUCUGCAAGCUUACUGCCGGCAGGUCUUCUCAUAUAUUCUUCCAUUGGACCCCUACUUUCAUGGCCCGCUGCAGCUGUAUGAACAUAGCCUAUCUAGUGGCGAUAGGACCUUGCAGCGGCUCGUCCUGCAGUACAUGGCCUGGAACUGUGAGGACCUGUCCCACACUGAGGCCUGGUUGGGCCUCAAACCAGAUGAUAUGGAGGUUCUGCUCUCUCGUACUGAUUUGGUGAUUGAGAGUGAGUGGUCACUGUUGAAAGCUCUUGGCCGCUGGGCUCAGGCCAAUGGGCCAGGUAAAAUAACAGAAAGACUUUUGGAAAAGAUCAGAUUUCCUAUGCUUGUCCCAGAACAGCUGUUUAAACUGCAUUUCAACCUGACAUUGUACGAAGACUAUAAUUAUGUCUUCCAGAGGAAGAUUCUGGAGGCCCUUGAAUUCCACACAGUGCCAUUCGAAGUCUUUAGGCAACACAAACCCCAAGAACUCAAAAGUGAUGCAUAUGUCCCUCGUUGUUAUUUUGCUUCCGCUUGGACCAGGUACCUAACACAUGAACUCUUGACACAGCACAAUGGAUCUAGUGCCUUCCAGUCAUUUAAAACCUCCAAACACCCUAGUUUUCUUUUCAACACCCAAAACAUAUCCUGGUCCUUCACUUACCAUGACAUUGUACAGGGCUGCCAAAAUGAUCCCUUCUGCUCCUCAGACACUUUCCCCACUCUCCACCUUGCACCGACAGGUUCCCAAGAUGACACCAUCUGGUAUGAGAACAAAGCACUUGUGGUCUGCCAGGAUUUCUAUAUCAUAGAUAUCCUUGACCUUAAAAAUGGUACAGCUGUAGUCCCCAAGGCCAACAUGUUUGGCUUCCCUUGCCCAACUGGCUACACAGGCUUCCUGGCUCUGGUGCGUCCUGGUUACAAGCUGAAUGCGUAAAGAGGUAGGUAUUUCCUUCUUAGUGAGGUAGGAUCUGAGAAGAGCAGAAAUCUUUCUCUUGUGGCACAUCUGCUAACAUCCCUGCUUCUAUCGUUUUUCUGGUUUCCACACCUGUUCUAGAUCCAGAACUGUAACUUGAUUGCAAUGCUCACUUAAAGCAUAACUCUUAAAGGUUCAGAAUUUUUGUUCCAAUAGCAAUAGUGAGAGAAAUUCAACACCUGUCCAUGUGCCAAUAGGAUCUCAAGAUUCUACAGCAUUUUUGCAUUUGGCUGUGUGAUACUUCUGUGUAUUAUUUGGUUUCAAUUUGGAUUGCUUCAUGUAUGUUAAGCUCUACCUCUUCUGCAAAUAAUUUUUUGGAUUUUUAAAGCA